CGCUCCCCUUAGCCUCUGAUCUGCCAUCAAGAUGCAGACAAAGCAAAACGCGCGCAGAUAUCCCCACGCCAGUUUCAGAUUGUCUUCUGAAGUAAAGAGUUUAACAAGAUGCUACCACUGGAAUUCGUCGUCAAAAUGUUAGAGAGCCUUCCUUUGGUGUGCUCGGAAGAGGACUAUUCACGUCAAAAAGAGAACGUAGCCGAACUGGAACUCGGUAAGGCAGCUGAAAGUGAUUUGGACCAAUUCUUGUGCUUUAUGUCGGUAAUAAUGGCCGACGAUAAAAAAUUCUCUCCAGUGGCUUGUAGGAGCGCAGCACUUCAGCUCCAAUUGCAAUUGAACAUGAUAGUUUCUGUGCCGCAAAUGGAACAGCAAAAACGUUGGAGAGCCAUAGCAGCCGACGUUCGUGACAUGAUUAAACGCAACCUUCUGAUCGCUUUACCUACAACCUCGUUACGCUACUCAGUUACCGUUGUCGAGAUAAUUGCUUGCAUCGCUAUGAUAGAAAUACCGCUUAAGGAUAACUGGCCCGAUCUUGUACCGACCUUAUCCCGCAUCAUAUUUCAAUUGGACAGCGGAGGGAAAGAAUCAGCUGUGGAAGCAUUGACAUUUAUGUGUCAAAAGUUGAAAAUGGAUAGAAUGGCUGAAUAUGUUGGCAACAUAAUGGCACCUUUGCUCGUCAGCCUUCGCAUGGCUCAACUCUCAAAUAGAGCUCAACAAGUAAUCCUCAACAUCCUGCUGUGGUGUUUUGAGCCCUCCCAUGGAUAUUUCGAAAAUUCCGGGGAACACAAAAUUGUUAUGCAAGCUAUUUGCGAAGCCGCUGAAUCAUCCGAUAUUGGUACUCAGUCGAUAGCUUUGUCGUUGCUGAUCAAAGCUGCAUCUUUCUGUUAUCAACAUUUGAAAGAUUAUAUCGACGUCAUCAUCCCAAUAACCACGGCGGCAAUAAAUUCAGAAGAAGCUGAUAUUCACGUAAAGGGCCUGCAGUUUUGGAAGGUUGUUAGCCAGGUGGAAAAUCCUCGCGAUCCUGAGGGAAGGCGGAUACCCCAAACGGAACAAGGAGAGACCUCCAAUUACUUUGCAAAAAAUAACAGAAACAAAAUCGUUCCUUGCCUUUUCUCUCAAUUGGUUAGAGGAGAAAUUUUUGCCAAUUCAUCACCUGAAGAUUAUUCUGACGUGGAUAACAAUGCCUCUGCUAAAGCCGAACAGGCAUGUUACGACGCUGUUUUCAAGGGAGAUCUAACUUUGGGCGAUCUAGAAACUUCUAAUGCAACGGCGAAAAAGCUCAGUGAAAGCGAUCCGAUGUCAAAGAUUUCUUCUCAAAAGAAUCGAGGUGAAAUUUUGAAGAAUAAGCAAUCACCCGACGGUUGGACGCCACCGAGGGAGGUGAUCAUAUAUUUCAGUGAGCUAUGUGAAGAUUACCCUGAUACUAUAGAUCGUUACGUACUACCUCUCGUUGAAAGGGAAAUUCAGCAUGCAGAUUGGAGACACCGCCAUGCGGCUCUUUGGUCUAUGUUAGUUUUCCUUAAACAAAUGGACCCGAAGUAUGCAGAAAAAACCCUCAAACAUAUCUUCCCUCUGAUUCGCGGAGCGAUACGAGAUAAGGCGAGUUCAAGAAUACGCAGCACUGCUCUCUGGGUUAUCAGUUGGAUGGUGGAAAAAAAUCCAUCAUUAUUGGCGGUUCCCGCAACUUUACGAGAUCUUCAACAGCUAUUAAAUGACUUAAUUGCUUGCCUUAACGAUGACGAAGGUCGGGUGUCACCCUCAAGUUGUAUUGCUCUGACAUCAGUUGUCAAAGCCUCUCACGCACUAGCCCGACAACAAGUGGAAGGAAAUAUACGGCCACCUACCUCCACGUUGUCACCCUACUAUGACAUGAUAGCCGAUCAGCUCGUCAAGGCCGCUAACAGACGUCUAACAGCUGCUUUUGAAGCUCUUCGCCAGUUGCUGCUGAACUCUCCCGACGAUUGUUAUUGGGUCGUGUUGGAAACUAUGGACGAAUUACUCCUAUUGCUACGUAAGGUUGUCGAGCUGCCGGAUCGAGUGGGAUGUCAAUGCCACGAGGCUGUACAAAAGUUGAUAUGCGGUGUUCUACGAAGCGUUGUAGAAAUUUUGGAAUUAGGCAAAGCAACUUCAAAACAACUUUGUCACAAGUUUAUGACCCACCUGCUGAGUCUUCUAACAAAAUUUCCUUUCGGAAUGGCACGAGAGGCAGCUCUGUUGGCUGUAUUAACAAUUGCCCCAAUGCUUGACUGGGAGUUGAACCGGCAUGCAAACUCACUCGUUUCCUAUUUAACGUUAGCAAUCAGCAGCAUCCCUAAAAACGAUCCUGCUUUAUCCCUAGUCGUGGAUGCUGUUGGCACUCUUUUCUGCGUUCUAGAUUCAGAAGCAAUACCUUACGUUAGCAAACUUCUGGGACAACUGCUCAUUUUGACAGAUUCUAAUCAAAACUUACCCACAGAAAUAAAAAUACGAUGCGUAGCUGCUUUCGCCCAGAUAGCAACGGCCGUUGGUCGGACGGGGUUUCAAGUGUACAUGGCGGCCGUACUUCGCCGCUUACAUGGUUACAGCGAGCUGUCAACUGCUGAGGAAAGCCAUGUUAGCAAAGAACUCAAGGAAAAGCUACUGCAAACUUGCUUAGAAACCUAUUCCAGUCUUAUACAAUCAAUCUUAUACAGAGGAACUAUUCCGUUAACACUUGAAUUGUGUUCAAGUUCUUUGUGUCUUAAACAUAUUGCAAAACUAAUUCAGUCUCUCACUACAAACAAAAGUGAAUUAGCAGAGAAAACUCGCACAGCUAUGGCUCAUUUGAUUGGGAAUAUCUUACUUGAAUUUGGACCAAAGAAGGCAUUGGCUCAUUUACCUUUACAAGCCUCUGAAUGUAAGUCAUUGUUGGCAGAAGUUCUCUUUCACACUAAAGGAAAUGGACAAGUUGCCUCAAUAUGCAGUGCAGCUCUCAGUGAGAUAGAAAUGGAUGCAAGAAGACUGAAUUGA
Messenger RNA from Daphnia carinata, 2988 nucleotides. RefSeq names its product importin subunit beta-like. Gene Ontology annotation, biological process: protein import into nucleus. Bases 109 to 2988 code for a protein of 959 amino acids. The record is from RefSeq and is a predicted model, not a curated record. Gene Ontology annotation, molecular function: nuclear import signal receptor activity. The transcript is spliced from 12 exons. NCBI's taxonomy places the organism in Eukaryota, Metazoa, Arthropoda, Branchiopoda, Diplostraca, Daphniidae. Gene Ontology annotation, cellular component: nucleus; cytoplasm.